GAGAUUACACAGAUUUCUACUCUUCUCGCCAACAUGCAACCAACGUCGGGGUGAUGUUUAGAGGGAAGGAGAAUGCGCUAAUGCCCAACUGGUUGCACCUGCCAGUUGGAUACCACGGACGGGCUUCUUCUGUCGUCAUCUCUGGGACCCCAAUCAAAAGACCGGUGGGCCAAAUGUGUCCUAAUGAAA
Thamnophis sirtalis is the source of this 189-nucleotide messenger RNA. Lineage: Eukaryota; Metazoa; Chordata; Lepidosauria; Squamata; Natricidae. The record is from RefSeq and is a predicted model, not a curated record.